CAAGGUUCCAAGCUUGUCUUUUUUUUUUUUUUUUCUGUCGUUCCUAACACCGUCCAAUACGUCCUUUUUAAAAUCCGUGAUAGUUAUAUUGCUUCCGAGGUCUUGAAAUCGGUCGUCAUCUCUUCUUGAGCUUCCCUUGUAAGAGUUACGGUGAGACUUGAGGGGAGUUCGAACUAGACUAAUUGCUUCCAAAAGCUGUAAAAAUGGGUCAUGGCUAUUCUACUUAUCGAGUUUUGCAGAGGUUUCCUCUUACUGUUAGUUUAUGAAAUUCUAACCUUUCGAUGUCGAAUUAUGUUGGGGAGAUCAAAUUUAACCAAGUACGUCAGGAAAAAUUUAUCAGCCUUUCACAAAUGCGCAUGUUUAUGUGUUUGCUCUUCUGGAAGCAAUAGUGAUGGUGGCGUUGAUGAUCGUAUUUGCUUGGAUGGAUCAGAGCGUGAGAAUGAAUGGGAAAGAUUAUUGAAGCCUUUUGACCUUCUAGAGCUUAGGAGAUCGCUCAAUUGGAUCACACCAGAGCGGCUGUGUAAGUUACUAGAGCUCCCUCUGGAUGUACCCACAUCGAUGGCCAUAUUUGAUUGGGCAGGCACCCAGAAGGGUUAUUCGCAUACUUUUAAUGUUUGUUAUCUGCUAAUUGAUAAGCUUGGAGCUGCAGAGGAGUUCAAGACCAUUGAUAGACUAUUGCUGCAGAUGAAGGAGGAAGGGUUGGUUUUUAGAGAAGCCCUUUUUAUAGUUAUUAUGAAAUGGUAUGGGAGAGCUAGUUUGCCUGGGCAAGCAAUUGGGGUGCUAAUGGAGAUGAAGGAUGUGUUCAGCUGUGAACCUACUUUCAGAUCGUUUAAUGUUGCUUUGGAGUUGCUGGUUGCUGGAAAUUGUCACAAAACUGUCCCUGUUCUGUUCAAGCAAAUGUUGGUUAAGGGUGUUUCCCCUAGUGUCUUCACUUUUGGAGUGGUAAUGAAGGCUCUCUGUUCAGUGAAUGAGGUGGAUUAUGCCUGCUCACUCCUAAGGGAAAUGACAAAGCAUGGGUGUGUACCCAAUUCAGUAAUUUAUCAGACUUUGAUACAUGCCCUCAGCAAGGAUGAUAGAGUGAAGGAGGCAUUGAAGCUCUUGGAAGAAAUGUUUCUGAUGGGCUGCACACCUGAUGUAAAUACAUUCAAUGAUGUUAUCCAUGGUCUAUGCAGGCUUGGACGGAUACAGGAGGCAGCGAAGUUGGUUGAUAGGAUGCUUCUCCGUGGUUACAGCCCUGAUUCUAUAACUUAUGGGGUCUUGAUGAAUGCAUUAUGUAGAAGUGGCCAGGUUGAUGAAGCAAGAGCUCUGUUGGACAAAGUAGCUGAGCCUAAUGUAGUAUUAUUUAAUACCUUGAUCAAUGGGUACGUGAUAGUUGGACGUUUUCAUGAAGCCAAAGCUGUUCUUUACGAAAAUAUGUUACCUUUUGGGUGCAGUCCUGAUGUGUUCACUUAUAACAUCUUAAUCCAUGGCCUAUGUAAGGUGGGUUGUAUGGGUUCAGCUCAGGAACUUGUGUAUGAGAUGGCAAUCAAAGGCUGUGAGCCCAAUGUGAUCACGUACACAAUUUUGAUUGAUGGGUUCUGCAGGCAAGGUCGACUCAAAGAAGUCAAUGAUGUUUUAGAGGAGAUAUCAGCCAAGGGACUUAGCCUAAAUACUGUUGGAUACAAUUGCCUUAUGUGUGCUCUUUGCAAGAAAGGAAAGAUUGGUGAGGCUGUAGAAAUUUUUGGUAGGAUGUCAAGUGAAGGAUGUAAACCUGAUAUAUUCACGUUCAAUUCUCUAAUACAUGGUUUAUGCAAUGUUGACCGCAUUGAAGAGGCAUUACAAGUGCAUCAGGAUAUGUUAUUGGAGGGUGUCAUUGCCAACAAUGUAACUUAUAACACAUUGAUUCAUGCCUUUUUAAGGAAAGGUGCAUUGCAAGAAGCACUGAAGCUAGUCAACGAUAUGGUGUUUCGAGGUUGCCCUCUUGAUGUCAUUACAUAUAAUGGUCUAAUAAAGGGGCUCUGCAAAGCAGGAGCUGUUGAGAAGGGUUUGGCACUGUUUGAAGAAAUGAUGAGAAAGGGUGUUACCCCAAAUAAUAUUUCUGGCAACAUUUUGAUCAAUGGCCUCUGCAGAACAGGGAGAGUACAAACUGCUCUUGAGCUUUUAAGGGACAUGAUCCACCGUGGAUUGACACCAGAUAUUGUCACCUAUAAUAGCCUUAUGAAUGGUCUUUGCAAGGCAGGACAUAUCCGGGAGGCUUUGAACCUCUUGGACAAGUUACAAGUUGAAGGGGUUGCUCCUGACACUAUUACAUAUAACAUUCUAAUCAGUUGGCACUGCAAGGAGGGCAUGCUUGAUGAAGCUAUAUUUCUUCUAGGUAGGGUAAUGGACAGUGGAAUCAUACCCAAUGCCAGGACAUGGAAUAUACUGGUUAACAAUUUUGUUAAAGAGGGAGAAAGGGAAACUUGGACAGCGAGGUAGUGACUGAAGGGAUAGUUUCCCUUUUGCAGUAUGAAUUCAGCCUUGAGUGUACAUCACAAAGCAUGGCAAGGUGUGACAGCAUCGCCAAUCAUAUUUUGCUGCAAUUGAAUUCUCUAUUUAUUCUCCGGGUUUCUUCUGGGUGGUAGGUCUUCUCUGCGCCUCUAUGCAUCUCAAUCUCUUCGCAAGUCCUCAACCAUAGCGGAACAGAUAAAGGUGGUGUUUCUGAAGCAACCGAAGGUGUUCUUAUGCUCUAAAGAAAUCUGGGAAGGACAAGAGGGCUGGAAAGUGUGGGAACCAAUACCGGAAGAACAUUGGGUUUGGGUAAUGCUCCUCGAGAUGCAAUUCAAGGUACAUAUAUUAAUAAGGAAUGUGCAUUCAGUGGGAAUGUUUCAAUCAGGGACAGUAUUCUAUCAGGCACCUGCUGCAGUGCUAAGAUGAUGACGACUAUUAUUCUCCGAUGAGACUAACUUCAUUACGUCAAGAAAUAUCAGAGAUAUGAAAAGAGGCAUUCAAACAUUCCGGCACACAUAUCUCCAUGCAUCCGUGUGAAGGAAGGAGACCAUGUUAUAAUCGCCCAGUGCAGGCCGCUGUCAAAUACUCCGAGGCUUAAUGUGUUGGAAGUGACUCCUGCUGGAUCGUCUGGUGGAGUUGGGAAGAUGGCUUUUACAGGAAUAUGAUUUUGAGGUUUUCCAUUUCUCUUAUUGCGUUAGAUGCCAUUGAUAAUGGCUUUUCACAUUCUUUUGUAGGAGUUUUGCCAUUUUGGAAGGCAAUAAAGUUUUUUUGAUAUAUAAACUUUUUGUUUUGUUGAAAUCAAGCUCUUUGAGAUA
Messenger RNA from Macadamia integrifolia, 3284 nucleotides. RefSeq names its product pentatricopeptide repeat-containing protein At5g64320, mitochondrial. Gene Ontology annotation, molecular function: protein binding. The record is from RefSeq and is a predicted model, not a curated record. NCBI's taxonomy places the organism in Eukaryota, Viridiplantae, Streptophyta, Magnoliopsida, Proteales, Proteaceae. The transcript is spliced from 2 exons. The coding region runs from base 211 to 2457 and encodes 748 amino acids.